AUGGACGAACGUACACCCCUCGUCUCGACCGUCAGCGUAACCCGCAAACGACCGCGGCAUCCAUUCCCCCACAACACCUUCCGCCGCUUCUGCAGCAUUGCCCUCGGAAGCAGUCUCAUCGCGCUGGUUAUAUGCUUUCUUCUGCCCAUUGCGAUCCUUCCCCGUGGCCAUGACUCUCUGUCAACCUACCUGCCCUGGUCGAGACCGUUUCCCAAUUCAUGGCCACAGAGUACAGGCAUCACCUUCACAGAACUCCAGGAGCUGCUGUUAAGCACCCCAGAUGAGGACAAAGUCCGUUCUUGGAGCGAAUAUUACACGGCUGGUCCUCAUCUUGCAGGCAAGAACUUGAGUCAGGCCAUCUGGACACGAGAAAGAUGGGAAGAGUUUGGUGUCAAGUCGGAAAUUGUGGCGUACGACGUCUACAUCAAUUAUCCAGUCUCUCACCGCCUGGCACUGCUGCAUGGGGACAAAGUCAAGUACGAAUGCAGCUUGGAGGAAGAUAUCCUGUCCGAAGAUCCGACGACGUCCUUGAAAGAUCGCAUCCCAACCUUUCAUGGCUACUCGGCCAGCGGUAACGUUACCGCACCUUAUGUCUACGUGAACCGCGGCACCUUUCAAGACUUUGAAGAUCUAGUGGCUGCGAAUAUCAGCCUCUCAGGCAAGAUAGCGCUGGCAAAAUAUGGUGGUGUCUUCCGUGGCCUCAAAGUCAAACGAGCCCAAGAGUUGGGCAUGGUCGGGGUAGUUAUCUACUCAGACCCUCAAGAGGAUGGGGAGAUCACCGAAGAGAAUGGAUACAAGCCAUACCCUGAAGGACCUGCCAGGAAUCCAAGCAGUGUACAAAGAGGCAGUACGCAAUAUAUAAGCACCCUUCCCGGAGACCCAACAACACCUGGGUACCCUUCCAAGCCUGGAGUGCCCCGUGUUGACCCUCACAAUUCGACGCCCAAGAUCCCGUCGCUUCCUAUCUCAUACGCCGAUGCACUUCCUCUGCUCAAAGCCUUGAAUGGACACGGUCCCAAUGCCAGUUCAUUUAAUAAGUAUUGGCAAGGCGGCGGCCUUGGUUACAAAGGUGUCAAAUACAAUAUUGGGCCAACACCGGACUCCGUUGUUCUCAAUCUGGUCAACGAGCAAGAAUACGUGACUACACCGUUGUGGAAUGUGAUUGGCAUCAUCAAUGGAACCAUACCGGAUGAAGUGAUAGUGCUUGGAAAUCAUCGAGACGCCUGGAUUGCUGGGGGCGCAGGAGAUCCCAAUUCUGGCUCGGCUGCUUUGAACGAGGUCAUUCGGUCAUUCGGAGAAGCCCUCAAAGCCGGAUGGAAGCCCUUCCGCACCAUUGUCUUUGCUAGUUGGGAUGGCGAGGAAUACGGGCUUGUGGGGUCGACAGAGUGGGUGGAAGAAUUCCUGCCUUGGCUCUCGGCCAGCACUGUUGCUUACCUGAACGUCGAUGUUGGAACGCGAGGUCAGCAUUUCGAGGCAGCAGCAUCGCCCUUGCUCAACGCUCUCAUCUACAAUGUUACAGGCAGCGUUCAGUCGCCGAAUCAAACAACGAAAGGGCAGACCGUUGGGGAUAUCUGGGAUGGCACAAUUCGCACGAUGGGUUCCGGUAGCGACUUCACUGCGUUUCAAGACUUUGCAGGUAUUCCAUCCCUCGACCUGGGGUUCAGCGCCGGCCCAAAGGAUGCUGUUUACCAUUACCACUCCAACUAUGAUAGUUUCCACUGGAUGGACAGUUACGGAGACAACGGCUGGCACUACCAUGUGACCAUCACCAAGAUAUGGGCUCUGUUGGCUGCUACUCUGUCCGAAACCCCAGUCUUGCCAUUGAGUGCAAAGGACUAUGCAGAUGGCCUUGGGAAAUAUCUUAAUGACGUGAAGAAAAGAAGUGAACAAUAUUCGACAGCAGCAAGCUUUGACUUCCAUGACCUGGACAAGGCGACGACGAAGCUUCAAAAAGCAGCCGCGCGAUUUGAUUCGUAUACAGCUGAGCUAAAAGACCGGUUGGGAGAAGGUGUGCCUUGGUGGAAGUGGUGGAAGAAGGUCAAGCUAUAUUACGAGGUGAGGAAAGUCAAUGCAAAGUACAAGACGCUGGAGCGUCAAUUUCUCUACCAAGGAGGAUUGGACAACAGAUCAUGGUUCAAACAUGUGGUCUUCGCUCCAGGCCGGUGGACUGGCUAUGCAGGUGCAACUUUUCCCGGGCUGGUUGAGAGCUUUGAGGAUGGGAACACUACAAAUGCUCUGCGUUGGAGCGGGAUCAUCAAGGAGAGUUUGAACAUAGCUACGGCGCUGUUGGACUAG
Messenger RNA from Exophiala viscosa, 2295 nucleotides. RefSeq names its product glutamate carboxypeptidase II. Gene Ontology annotation, molecular function: carboxypeptidase activity. The record is from RefSeq and is a predicted model, not a curated record. Bases 1 to 2295 code for a protein of 764 amino acids. The transcript has 2 exons. Lineage: Eukaryota; Fungi; Ascomycota; Eurotiomycetes; Chaetothyriales; Herpotrichiellaceae.